AUGCAUUUAAAUAGUGUUAGAGAUCUCAAGCUGGCCACCGUGGAGAAACUUAUUUUAGGCUCCCCUGUUCUGGAAGAUUUUAAAACUGUCGGAACCUUCGAUCAUAGUAAAAAGUUUUUACGCGUGUGCUCAGAGACGCUAAAGAGAAUCCACAUAAAUGGGUAUACUCAUGUUGUGAUUGAUGCUCCCUUACUCCAGUGUUUGAGGGUUAUGGUUUAUCUACCAAAGGACUUAAAGAUCAUCAAUUUGGGUUCCUCUACCAAACUAGAUAUUAAUAUUCAUUAUGGUAAUAACGUAUACGAUAGAAGCUUCAUUUGCGAUUUCCUCACCAUUGUUUCAAGGUUCAGGGACGUAGUAAUUAGUGACGUUGAUUGGAAGGGUCUCAUUCGAUACUCGGAACCGGGGCCAUUGCUUCAGCUUCAAAACAUAUUCCGUUUGAAUGUUAAGUUCUCUAACUACGAUCUUGAAAUGUUGCCAACCAUUCUUGAGAGCUGUCCAAAACUAGAAUCUCUCAUAUUGGAAUUGGUGGGUCAUAACAAGAACACAGAACUCAAGGUGGCGUUUCCAAGAGUGCCUGCGUGUUUGGGAUCAUCGCUCAAGUUUGUGGACUUCAAACGUUCGAGCAAAGGGUUUGAAGGAGAAAUGGAGCUAGUAAGAUACUUCCUGAAGAAUUCCGCAAUCCUGGAUAUGUUAAGGCUUGAUUUAUAUCAUACCAAAAAGGCAAAGUGUGCCUUCUUUCAAGAACUCGUUGCAAUGCCAAGAUGCUCUAGCGCUUGCAAAGUCAUUGUUCUUUAA
Messenger RNA from Microthlaspi erraticum, 795 nucleotides. The record is from the annotation of a GenBank genome assembly. Lineage: Eukaryota; Viridiplantae; Streptophyta; Magnoliopsida; Brassicales; Brassicaceae.